AUGCGUCAGGGAGGAGGUGUGCGCCGGGCGGGGAGGGCGGGGGCUGGGGAGGAAGAGCGGCUUCCUGCGCCGGGGGGCUCGACGGCGAGCCGUCCCGGUCACCACGGGGGCCGCAGGCCGCGCCGCGGGCCCCGGGGCCACCCGUCCGCGCCCGAACAGCCCGGAGACCUCGGCGGAAAGACGGUUACCCCGGCCCAGCCGGGCGCCGCGGCUCCGCCCCUCGCCCUGGGCCCUUCCCGCUCUCGUUACCCGGGGGCCGCGGCACCGGACGCCACGCCGACACACGCCUUCGCGCCUCUCACCUGCACCGCCACGGACUCCCCUGCUCCGGGGCCCAGGCCUGUAAAGCGCUUCAAAUCUACCGCCGUCAGGAAAGGCGCUAAAGCCCACUAACCGCCUCCCUCCCCCACCGCCCAGGCCAGGCGUGGAGGGAAAGCGUCGCGCCGGAAGUGCGUCAGGGGUGGGUGGGUGGGGGUGAAGGCGUCUCCCGGCGUUCCCUGACUUACGUCAUCAUCUUCUCCUUGGGAGGGUAGGGUCUGUCGGCCUUUUAAAUCCAUCCCUGACAGGUAGCGGAGUGUGUCCUGCGAGUUGAUUGGGAACUUCUGGGCAGGAUGGAAUGUUUGGAAACUGUUGCCCUGCUUCUGUUCCUGCUCAGGGCUGUCAAGAAAAGCAAGGCUCCCAAGUCCUUGUCCUGCAGCCAUGAUCGAUCAGCAACUCUACUUAAAUAGUGAUUUAUUAAAGUCUUUGGAACCCA
Messenger RNA from Peromyscus maniculatus bairdii (prairie deer mouse), 754 nucleotides. Lineage: Eukaryota; Metazoa; Chordata; Mammalia; Rodentia; Cricetidae. The record is from RefSeq and is a predicted model, not a curated record.